This is a messenger RNA of Argentina anserina (silverweed cinquefoil), 1835 nucleotides long. RefSeq lists its product as uncharacterized. Bases 1 to 1479 code for a protein of 492 amino acids. Gene Ontology annotation, molecular function: 23S rRNA (adenine(1618)-N(6))-methyltransferase activity. Gene Ontology annotation, cellular component: nucleus. The transcript is spliced from 9 exons. Gene Ontology annotation, biological process: rRNA base methylation. NCBI's taxonomy places the organism in Eukaryota, Viridiplantae, Streptophyta, Magnoliopsida, Rosales, Rosaceae. The record is from RefSeq and is a predicted model, not a curated record.
AUGACAGGGAAUAAGAAUAAGAAUAAGAAUAAGAAGAGGAGCAGAGCGGCGGAGCGACCCACGACCCACCCGAGAAACAAAUACUCCGACAACCCGCCCGACUUCGCCGAGCUCGCUUCUCUCUACCCUUCUUUCAAACCCUUCGUUUCCUUCGGCCGCAAUGGCCGACCCAGAAUUGACUGGACCGACUUCAACGCCACCCGUGAACUCACCCGGGUCCUCCUCCUCCACGACCACCGCCUUAACUGGUGGAUCCCGGAUGGUCAGCUAUGCCCUACAGUGCCCAAUAGAUCGAACUACAUUCAUUGGAUUGAGGAUCUUCUGUCGUCUGACGUUGUCGCGAAAACUACGAGAAAUGGUGAUAGAGUGAGGGGGUUUGAUAUAGGAACUGGGGCAAACUGCAUAUAUCCACUUCUUGGUGCAUCUCUUCUCGGCUGGAGCUUUGUUGGGACAGAUAUGACGGAUGUAGCGCUGGAGUGGGCGGAAAAGAAUGUUAGAGAUAAUCCUCAUCUCUCGGAACUCAUUGAAAUUAGAAAGGUUGAACAUGGUGAAAACACCUUUCCAGCAGAAGGAUCAAAUAAUGAUGUAUUGUUCAGUAGCAAAAGCGAAAUAGAUCUGACUGAGGAGGAUAUGGCAAAGGAAGGGAACACACAUCUGAAUACGGGAUAUGAUGGGCCACCUAUACUUCUUGGAGUGGUCAGGGAUGGUGAGGAGUUUGACUUCUGCAUGUGUAACCCUCCAUUUUUUGAGACAAUGGAAGAAGCAGGACUCAAUCCAAAAACUUCAUGCGGUGGCACCCCAGCUGAGAUGAUUUGUCCUGGUGGGGAAAAGGCUUUUAUCACUCGCAUUAUAGAAGAUAGCGUAACAUUGAAGCAUACUUUCCGGUGGUACACAUCAAUGCUAGGGAGGAAAUCAAAUCUCAAACUGCUAACAUCAAAGCUUUGGGAAGUUGGAGCCACCGUAGUAAAGACAACUGAAUUUGUCCAGGGCCAAACAUGUCGAUGGGGGUUGGCCUGGUCCUUUUUGCCUCCUGUUAAGAAGAUGUUAUCAUCUCAUGUGAUUGAAAAGAGUAACCUUUCUUUCAUGCUUGAGGGCCUUGAACGAAAACUGGGUGCCAUACAUGUCUUGCAGUCAGUUGAAGCCUAUUUCCACGACGGUGGUGCAUUGUGUAAAUUGAACACAUCCUCAUUUACAGUUGAUAUCACAGCAAACAAAUCAGAUGCAAAUUUCAAAAGCGAGUCACAAAGUUUCGGUAGACUUGCAAGUUCGGAUGAUGUGCAUGAGGCAUCUGGAUCAAGCUGUUUGAACUUGCUUUCAAAUAACCUAAGUUUCCGUAUUUCGGUCUUUCAGCAAACCCCUGGCACACUUCUGGUGAAAGGCUCACUGCAGCAGAGAGAUGGUCAACUUUCAGGAGCUUUCUCAACAAUAUUUCACAGGUUGGAGGAAGUUCUGAAACAUAAAUUUUGUAGAGAGAAGUAGUCGUAGUACAACUCUUCGAGGUGCAUACUGAAGUGGAAUUUCCGUGUUGCAAAGAUCAUCCUCAUGUGUGGAGUGAAGUUGGGGGUUAAUACUUUUCCGUCCAAUUUAUUUUCCUCUUUCUGCUGUAUCCUAUACCUUCGCAAGGACGGUGUGCUUAUAUGUGAUUGCUUCUAUUUUGUCUGUCCUGAAAGGUAUCGAGUUUGUAACUCUAUGCUAUGAAAUAUUUGAUAGGGUUGAUUCGUAUUAUGAUUUGAACCUUAAGUUUAGCAUCACUAAUUCAUCUCCACCCCCAUUCUUUUGAGUAGAGAAAUCAUAUACGAUGUAACGGUGAUGAGAAAUCAUAUAUCAAUAAUACC